Molecule: messenger RNA, 964 nt
Organism: Schistocerca serialis cubense
Lineage: Eukaryota; Metazoa; Arthropoda; Insecta; Orthoptera; Acrididae
Product: coiled-coil domain-containing protein 134-like
Exons: 5
Coding region: 145-840 (231 amino acids)
Source: RefSeq, a predicted model, not a curated record
UCGCCGCCAAACAUAUGAAAGUGUAUCAAUUUUACAAAGUGCUCCUUGUAGAGCACAAGUGCAAGCCACGUGUUUUGCGAAUACGAAAGUGAAACUAAGAUUGAGUUUAUAGUUGUUACAAUAGUUUAACGUAACCCCGUAUCGAUGGACGUGAUUAUUUCAUUAUUAAUUUUAAGUCUGGUGUAUGUGCCUUUAAUCAUUGCUGUGGACCCUGAAACUAAUGAAAACAAAGGUCCGGUUGAUAAUCAACCAUUUAAAAACGAUGACCCCGACGAAUUACUAUUCAGGCGCCUAUUUAAGAAGCGGAGAGCUGAACAAAUACAAGCUGUAAAGGGCUUACUCACAAUGGAUAGCUAUGAAAAACAAUACAGAAUGAUUUCUGUAAUUGUCGAUAAGUUAUUCAAUGUAAUCCAGAACAGCCGUGUCACACUGGAAAGUUCUGGUUAUGUCCCUGGACUUAGCAGUUUUCCCAAGAAUGAGGAACUGCUUAAUGCUCUGGCCAACAUCCUGGAAAAUACAGCACUGUUUGGAGAUAUUUUACUUCAUCUUCCAGAAAUUUCUACGAAGAUUCUUGACUCCAAUAAUGAAUGGCGUGUUAUGUUCGAAUGGAGCUUGAAUUUUGCAAAUCAGUCGCAACUGUUAGACAGUAGUACCAGAAAGCUUAUUGAUCUUGUCAGUAUGGAACUUAAUAUAACUGAGCGCCAUCCUGAUUACAUUAACCCUUACAGGAGGGAAAGUCGUUCAUCAAAUACAGAAGAAUAUGUUUCACAGGUUCCAGCUAAGAAGAAGAAGAAAAAGAAAGAAAUAAAGAGAGGCCCACGUUUAACAGGCGAAUUGUGAUAGUGCCUUCGACACUGCAUAAGGGUAACUUUUAAGGUGGACCAUGUAAUAAAACUUGAAGAAUUUUCAUUGUAACUCUCUUUGGAGAUAUAGAAGAAGAGAAAUUAAAUUACUGAUAUGUGAA